Molecule: messenger RNA, 1718 nt
Organism: Morone saxatilis (striped sea-bass)
Lineage: Eukaryota; Metazoa; Chordata; Actinopteri; Moronidae
Gene: glod4
Product: glyoxalase domain containing 4
Exons: 9
Coding region: 71-967 (298 amino acids)
Source: RefSeq, a predicted model, not a curated record
CACCAAGGAAGCUUAAUCGUUCCCUGAACGCCGAUCUGCAAUUCAAGCAUCAUCAUAUCUGUCAAGAAAUAUGGCUUUAAGACGAGCUCUGCAUUUUGUUUUCAAAGUUGGUGACAGGCCAAAAACAGCCACGUUUUACCGAGAUGUUCUUGGCAUGAAGAUUUUACGUCAUGAGGAGUUUGAGGAAGGCUGCAAAGCAACGUGUAAUGGUCCCUAUGAUGGAAAAUGGAGCAAGACGAUGGUUGGCUUUGGUCCAGAAGAUGAUCAUUUUGUAGCUGAGCUGACAUACAAUUAUGGGGUGGGAGAGUAUCAACUUGGCAAUGACUUCUUGGGGCUCACUCUGCAGUCCAGCCAAGCUGUGAGCAAUGCUCGGCGUCUGGGAUGGCCUCUUACUGAGGUAGCAGAGGGUCUGUAUCUGACCCAGGCUCCAGGAGGGUAUCCUUUCUACCUUGUGGACAAAGAGCAGCCUCCCAGUGACCCUGUGCAGAAGGUUUGUCUCGGAGUAUCCGACCUCCAGAGGUCGACCCACUACUGGACUACACUCUUGGGAAUGAAGGUGAUGGAAAAGAAUGAGGAGAAGAAAACAGUGCUGAUGGGAUUUGCAGACACUCAGUGUAAACUGGAGCUUCGUGACAUUGGUGGGACAGUCGAUCGUGGAACAGCGUUUGGGAGAAUAGCAUUUUCAUGCCCGCGGGAGCAACUGCCUGACCUCGAAGCCUUGAUGAAAAAGGAAAAUCAGAAAAUUCUCACUCCAUUAGUCAGUCUGGACACUCCUGGAAAAGCCACAGUAGAAGUGGUUAUUUUGGCCGACCCUGAUGGUCAUGAGAUCUGCUUUGUGGGAGAUGAGGCUUUCAGGCAACUGUCCAUGGUGGACCCCAAAGGAAAUGACUUGCUCGAUAAGGCCAUGGCCGAAGAUAAAAGUGACGAGUGGUUUGCCAAACACAACAAACAGAAAGCUGCUGCGUAAGGCGAACGGGUCUGCCUGGAAAAAUUGUGCACCAUCAGUUUUUCACCAGUUCAUAUGAUGAAGAGUCGCUGUACAAGGCACUUGCAGUGUAAAUCUCCUUGUAAUGACAACUUAGUUAUCCUUAGGCUGGCAGUAUGAGAUGUAUUUCCCCCUGGAAGCAUGCCACGAGGCACAGUUGCAUUCACAGCACUUUGUAAAAGGACCAUUUGUUCUGUUUGAUGGACUUUUUUCCAAUAAACAUUGUUCCUAUCAAUAGGGCAGAGAGCUGGGAAAUAAAUCAAUUUAACGCAACUUAUUUGUAAAAAUUAUGAGCCCAAACUUUUGCUGUUUGGCCCCUGCUGGCAAGAUUGAAGUUAGUGUGUGAAAUUUUAUUUUAAAAGAACUUUAUUUUAGAAAAAUCUACCAAGCAAAGACAACAUAUACCAGAAUAAUAAAGGUCUUAGUUGUAGAUUUUGACACAGGGCCACAACAUUAUGUAAUAAUGCAGGACCUGCUUUAUUGUUGAUACGUAAUUCCACACAUUUUCUGCUAAUCAAACCACCCAAACCCAAUUACAUAAUGUGUACAUGGGAGUUUUCUUUGGGAGGAAUACUUGGACAGUCACUUGAUCUGCAGCUGUUUACAGAUAAAUGCAUUAAAGUAUCAUGCAGUAGCAGUACUUUAUUCAUGUGAUUGAGUUACUCUGAAUCUUAUCCUUUUAAAAAAUGAUAUAAUGUAACUCAUCUGGUUGAAAUAAAUAUCUUUAACUUGU